UCAGGCAGACAAGGAGGCUUAAGGGGGCAUCCCUGGUAGAGAGGGGGACCCUACGGAUGGGUUAUUGGCUCUGCACAUCCAGAGGAAUGCCCCGGGACACGGGCAGGAGGAGAUGCCCCUGCACACUCAUACUCAUGGCUCUGCUGCUGGACCUGGGCAGACACUCAGCUGAAGGAACCGACCUGACAGUCGCUGCAGAUUUAAGGCCUACCUCAGCGGGGAGCGUUUCACGUGAUCCAGAAAUUUACUUAACCCUCGACGAACCGAUGAAUAAUAUAACUACGUCCUUGGGACAGACAGCGGAAAUGCACUGCAGGGUUUCAGGGAACCCUUCACCCACCAUUCGAUGGCUAAAGAACGAUGCCCCGGUAGUCCAAGAACCCAGGAGAAUAUCCUUCCGGCCGACCAGCUACGGUUCUAGACUGCGGAUAAGGAACCUUGACACCACGGACACCGGAUAUUUCCAAUGUGUGGCAACCAAUGGCCGGAAAACCGUUUCCACCACCGGGGUUCUGUUUGUGAAGUUUGGGCCCCCGCCUACCGCAAGUCCUGGUUCAGUAGAUGAGUUUGAGGAGGACGGGUACUGCCAGCCGUACAGAGGAAUCGCCUGCGCAAGAUUCAUCGGGAACCGGACGAUUUACAUGGAGUCUCUACAUAUGCAAGGAGAGAUUGAAAAUCAAAUCACAGCCGCCUUCACCAUGAUCGGCACGUCCAAUCAUCUCUCCGAUAAGUGCUCGCAAUUCGCCAUCCCUUCCUUAUGUCACUACGCCUUCCCGUACUGCGACGAAGCUUCAGCUUCCCCGAAGCCCCGGGACCUUUGCCGAGACGAGUGUGAGAUCCUGGAGAACGUCCUGUGCCAGGCCGAGUACAUCUUCGCCCGAUCCAAUCCCAUGAUUCUAAUGAGAUUGAAGUUGCCCAAUUGUGAGGAUCUCCCGCAGCCGGACAGCCCCGAGGCGAGCGGCUGCAUACGCAUCGGGAUUCCGAUGGCAGAACCCAUCAAUAAGAACCACAAGUGUUAUAACGGCACCGGGGUGGAAUAUCGCGGCACGGCGAGCGCCACCAGAUCGGGGCGCCAGUGCCAGCCUUGGAAUUCCCAGUAUCCGCACAUUCACUCGUACAACGCCUUCCGCUACCCGGAGCUCAACGGGGGGCAUUCCUACUGCAGGAACCCCGGGAACCAGAGGGAGGCGCCGUGGUGCUUCACGCUGGAUGAAAACGUCAAGCAUGAGCUCUGCGACAUCCCCGCCUGCGACUCAAAAGAUUCUAAAGAAAAAAACAAAAUGGAGAUCUUGUACAUUCUCAUUCCCAGCGUGGCCAUCCCCCUGGCCAUCGCCCUCUUGUUCUUCUUCAUUUGUAUCUGCCGAAAUAACCAGAAGGCCUCCUCGCCGCAGCUGCAGAGACAGCCGAAGCACGUCCGGGGACAGAACGUGGAGAUGUCCAUGCUAAACGCCUACAAGCCGAAGAGCAAAGUGAAGGAGCUGCCCCUGUCCGCGGUGAGGUUCAUGGAGGAACUGGGCGAAUGCUCGUUUGGAAAGAUAUACAAAGGACAUCUGUACCUUCCCGGGAUGGACCACGCUCAACUCGUCGCCAUCAAGACGCUAAAGGACUACAACAACCCACAGCAGUGGUCGGAGUUUCAACAAGAGUCUUCGCUAUUGGCUGAACUGCAUCAUCCGAACAUCGUCGGCCUCCUUGGAGUAGUCACCCAAGAGCAACCGGUUUGUCUGCUCUUCGAAUUCCUGAAUCAUGGGGACCUCCAUGAGUUCCUCAUCAUGAGGUCUCCUCACUCCGACGUCGGCUGCAGCAGUGACGAGGACGGCACGGUGAAAUCGAGUCUGGAUCACGGCGACUUCUUGCACAUCGCCAUCCAGAUCGCAGCAGGGAUGGAAUAUUUAUCGAGCCAUUUUUUUGUCCAUAAAGACCUGGCAGCCCGGAAUAUACUGGUUGGGGAGCAGCUACACGUUAAGAUCUCAGACCUCGGACUUUCAAGGGAUAUCUACUCAGCCGAUUACUACAGAGUCCAAAAUAAUUCUCUUCUCCCCAUUCGCUGGAUGCCUCCAGAGGCCAUCAUGUAUGGGAAAUUUUCCACCGAUUCAGACAUAUGGUCUUUUGGGGUGGUGCUUUGGGAAAUAUUCAGCUUCGGGCUUCAGCCGUAUUACGGAUUCAGCAACCAGGAGGUCAUAGAGAUGGUUCGGAAAAGGCAGCUGCUCCCGUGUUCUGAAGAUUGCCCCCAGCGGAUGUACAGUUUAAUGACCGAGUGCUGGCAAGAAAUACCGUCUCGGAGACCCAGAUUCAAAGAUGUCCAUGCGAGGCUGAGAACGUGGGAAGGACUUUCAAGCCAUACGAGUUCCACCACUCCUUCUGGUGGCAAUGCCACCACUCAGACAACGUCGCUGAGUGCCAGCCCGGUUAGCAACUUGAGUAAUCAAAGAUACCCCAACUUUCUGUACCCAGCGCAAGCAAUGCCUCAGGCGCAGAUAGCUGGCUUCAUUGGGGGUCCAAUACCUCAGAAUCAGAGAUUCAUACCAAUCAAUGGCUACCCAAUCCCACCAGGAUACGCCGCUUUCCCGACGGCUCAUUAUCAACCACAAGGUCCGCCGAGGGUAAUCCAGCACUGCCCGCCUCCGAAAAGCCGUUCCCCCAGCAGCGCAAGCGGUUCGACCAGCACCGGCCACGUGACCAGUUUACCCUCUUCGGGGUCCAACCAGGAUGCGAAUAUCCCGCUAUUAUCUCAUAUGUCUAUUCAGAGCCAUCCGAGCAGCAUAGGGGUGCAGUCUUUCGGCAGCAAGGCCAACAAAUUAUACAAAAUGGACAUUAAACAAACAUCUUUACUGGAAGACUCCGACAUCAACGGGCACAACGAGUCGAUCAUUUCCGCGGACUUGUAAAUUACGGACGCUCUCGAUAAAUAUUAUUACGCAGUGAAACAGAACAAAGACGUUAAAGUUCUUUUUAUAUGAUAUAUUUUUAUUGAACGUAGGUCAUUCCAGGUGGUUAUCGGACUUUUCCCAACGCAUUUCUUCUGUGAAGUUAGAAUCUAUAGAGGUGGACGGGGAGCCCGAUCUCAAUGUGGCGACAAAAGUAUCCGUUUCGGGUUAUAUGUCGGCAGAUUUCCGCAAAA
This is a messenger RNA of Spea bombifrons (plains spadefoot toad), 3121 nucleotides long. It is a transcript of the gene ROR1, whose product is annotated as receptor tyrosine kinase like orphan receptor 1. Lineage: Eukaryota; Metazoa; Chordata; Amphibia; Anura; Pelobatidae. Gene Ontology annotation, molecular function: ATP binding; protein binding; transmembrane receptor protein tyrosine kinase activity. The record is from RefSeq and is a predicted model, not a curated record. The transcript is spliced from 9 exons. The coding region runs from base 57 to 2888 and encodes 943 amino acids. Gene Ontology annotation, biological process: positive regulation of kinase activity; positive regulation of canonical NF-kappaB signal transduction; multicellular organism development. Gene Ontology annotation, cellular component: membrane; signaling receptor complex.